AUGUUCAUGAACAGAUUAUGCAACAGCAAAUUGUGGAGAUCCAAUGGUUGGAAAAGGAAUGGUAUUUUUCAAAAUGAAGUAUUUGCUAUGUUUAAAAGCAGUAAAAAUAUACUAGCCAAAAAUACUUAUGGAAAUAUUAAUGAAAAGCAAGAGAAAAACAAUAAAGGAACAAAAAAUUUAAAUACUAAUGAAAGUAAUAUGGAAGACAAAUUGCAAAAAAUGCAAUUACUAUAUUCUAAGAAUAAAUGUGAGGGAAAUUUUUCUAAAAAAAUGAACACAUUUUAUAUCGAUAAUAAUUUUUUUUUUCUCAUUGGAUGCUUUUUUUCAUUAUAUAGUGUAUUUGUAUAUGACUUUUUUGCAAAUAGGUGUGUGCAAAUAUUUUCUAAUUUCUUUUUUUUAAUUUUCCAUUUUACAAAAAACACAGUAAAUCUCUUGGCUUCUAUAUUACAUAUGCUGUUUAUUUGUUUUCAAGUGUACGUUUUAACUAUUAAAUCUAAUAUAAGUUUAAAGUCCUCAGGGGAAGGGUAA
Molecule: messenger RNA, 528 nt
Organism: Plasmodium gonderi
Lineage: Eukaryota; Apicomplexa; Aconoidasida; Haemosporida; Plasmodiidae
Exons: 1
Coding region: 1-528 (175 amino acids)
Source: RefSeq, a predicted model, not a curated record